AUGGGAAAUUCAUGGUCCGGUAGUUCUGGCCAAGUUCGAGCCUUUCCAUCCAAGGCAGACUUCACUGAAAGAAGGUCGAGCUCUGCUUUGUUGGACAAAGGUUUCGCAGCUUUGGAACGUGACUUUGAACUCUCACAGAGGGCAGUGGGGGCUGGAGGUUUCUCCCCACGUGGCUCUGAUGAAGAGGGGAUUGACGAAGUCGAGUCGCCCCAACUUUCUCCCCAGCAUGCCACAGAAGGCUCCAUGGAUUUGAGUCUCAUUUGGAUGGAUGGCUCUUGCUUUCAACUGAAAGCAUCAACCACGGCCACCUGUCAAGAUGUGAUCUCUAUGCUCCAUCGGCGUGGUGCGAUCUCCCGAGGAUGCCCUCGGUUGCUAUUCGGGAAAUCCUUGUUGGAAGGAAGCACUUGUUUAAAGGAUGUGGGUGUGUCCUCUGGAAGUGAGCUUCAAUUGGUGCUCUCACGGCCUACUUUGCAACUGAAUGCCAGUGACAACAACUUGGGCCUCGAUGGCGUGGAGGCUUUGAUUGAAGGAUUGCCAGGUCCGCUGCUGAAGGCCUCCUUGAUGCGAGCAGGGCUUUUUGGAAGAGAAGGGGGGCAAGCAGUGGCUCGCCUGUUGAGAGCGUCACCUGGUUUGGAAUUCCUAGACCUCAGUGGGAAUAAUGGCUUCGGAGCCUUAUCUCUAUGUGCCACGGGUAUAGAUUUGAAGGCUUUGGCGUCUGAGAUUCGGACUUUCUAUUCUUUGCGCUAUUUGGUUCUGGCAGAUUGUAAUCUAGAAGGUGCACUUGGAGGACAAGAGCUUGCAUGUUUGCUUUCUAAAGCUCCGAACUUGAAGAGCCUUGAUCUUCACAGCAACAAUAACUUGGGCUCCUCAGGUUUGCUAGCGCUUUCACGAGCUUUGCGACAGCCAACCCAGAUCAUUGAACUCACAGUCGAGGAUACCGGCCUAGAAGAGGUGAAGGGUGGUCAGGCAGUAGCUGCCUUGCUCCAUCAAAUGCCACUCCUCAAGGGCUUAAACCUUUCCAACAAUUUUUUGCUCUCUAUCGGUCUUCAGGCUUUGGCUGAAAGCAUGCCGUCUUUGUCCAUCUCAAGACUUGCAGCUCGCAAUCUGGGUUUGCCAAUUAGCCUUUCUCCGGAGGAAUGCGAUAUUUUCCAAUGCUUUUUAUCAAAGUGCCCUCAGCUCGAGUUUGUUGACACCGAGGGGCAUAACUUUGAUGGCCCAGAGCUUGGGUGCAUGAAUCUGCUCAGGCCUGAUGUCUCAGAACCAGAGCCUAUGGACCUUAUCCAACAAAUAGAAGGAGAGGGUCCACUGUCUGCCCUCUUGAAAGGACACACUCUGGAGCUCAGCAAACUUCGGUCUUUCUGCCCAAAUCACAGUUUGCAAGGAGCUGAAGUGGUAAAGGUGCUAAACAUGAUGCGAAGCCUCGAGCACUUGAGCGUCAAUGGUUCUGGCCUUGCUUUGGAGGUUUUGCUUGAAAGCUUGAGACAAUCCAGCUUGAAUGCCUUGAGGUUUGUUGACUUAGGCGACUGUGGCCUGACAUCUGCUGCCGGUCGUCAGGUGUCGGAGCUGCUACAGGGCCUGCCGCAGCUUCGUGGCCUGUCUUUGGCCAAGAACGGCCGACUUGAAAAUGGGGGCGUGCAGAGCUUCGGAGCGACCCUCGGCGCACACUCUUUGAGCGAAAUAGACCUGAGCUGUUGCUCGAUUGCUGGGGAGGAAGGUGCAGAGGCCAUCUUCAACAUCUUUCAACAGCUUCCGGAUUUGCAGUCAUGCUCACUUUCAAGUAAUCCUGGUUUGGGCUCGGAGAUCGCCAAGCUCCUUGAGCACAUCCUGUGUCGGACGAGGAUCUCGUCGGUGAGUUUUGCAAGUUGUGGAGUUUCCAGCGGGGGUUUGGCUUUGAAGCUUGAGGGUCAGAGAUGCCUUCACUUGACUUCACUGAACAUGAGCGGAAAUACAGAGAUAGGCCCAGUAGGCUUGCAAAGUUUCACUUCCCAGUUGCCCAAUUUGAAUUUGAGUCAAGUGGACUUGGCUGAUUGUGGCCUAGAGUCGGGGGCAGGUGGGAAUGCAAUCGCCUCCCUUUUGACCAGAUGCCAUUGCAUCUACCGCGAGCCAUGA
Durusdinium trenchii is the source of this 2109-nucleotide messenger RNA. NCBI's taxonomy places the organism in Eukaryota, Dinophyceae, Suessiales, Symbiodiniaceae. The record is from the annotation of a GenBank genome assembly.